AUGGUGACAAAGUUCUACCAACACAUCCUGUCCUUGGCAUUUGCUGUACAUGAGAUCAAUCAGAACUCCAAGCUCUUGCCCAAUGUCACACUUGGGUUCCACAUCUGUGACAACUACUACAAUGAAAGGAUGACCUAUCGUACCACUCUGGAUAUGCUCUAUAAACUGCAUAAAUAUUUUCCCAAUUAUGAGUGUGUCCACCAGAACAACAUAAUGGCUGUCAUUGGGGGACUUGGCUGUGAUCUCUCCUUCCAGAUGGCAAAUAUUCUAGGUCUCUUCAAAAUCCCACAGCUUAUCUAUGGGCCAUUUACUCGAGAGGAGAAUGACAUGAUACAACAGUCCCCUUCCUUUUACUCCAUGGUGCCAAAUGAAAACCAGCAGUAUAUGGGCAUUAUUCGGCUCCUCCAGCAUUUUGGAUGGACAUGGGUUGGGCUUUUUGUUGUGAAUGAUAACAGUGGAGAACAUUUCUUGCAAGUGCUGGAGCUGCUACUUUCCCAAAAUGGCAUCUGUUUGGCCUUUGCGGAAAGAAUAAUAAGCCAAGCCCACUGGAAUAUGCAUCAAGAUGCUCAGGAUUUAAUUUCAAAUGUAUUUCAACCUUUUGCUGAUAGCAAAGCUAGAGCAUCUAUCCUCUAUGGAGAAUCUAGGACUAUUAUCUCAUUGAUCAUCCUUAUAGCUCUAGGAGAUUCUGAAUGGAAAGAAAAUGAAUCGUUAAGAAUGGUAUGGAUUACUACAGCACAAGCAGAUUUUGCAAUGACCACCAUCCAAUGGGUCUGGAAUUAUGAAUUCUUCCAUGGUGCCCUUUCCUUCACGAUUCACACUAAGGAACUUCCAGGCUUCCAAAAAUUCCUUCAAGACAUCAAACUUGAUUGGACUAAACAAGACAGUUUUGUCAAGGAAUUCUGGGAGCAAGCAUUUGUCUGCUCAUUUCCAAAUUCCAGUGAUCACACUGAUGCCUAUAAAUCAUGCACUGGGGAGGAGAACCUGGAGAGUCUCCCGGGGCCUGUUUUUGAAAUGCACAUACUUGGCCACAGCUAUAGCAUCUAUAAUGCUGUCUAUGCAAUAGCCCAUGCUCUGCAUGCCAUUUGUGUAUCUCAAUUCAAACACAGAGAACCCAUUGGUGGGAAAAGAGUUGACCUUCAAGACAUCCAGCCUUGGCAGCUCCACUCGUUUCUUCAACACAUUUUGUUUAACAACUCAGCUGGAGAAACAGUGUCCUUUAAUGAGAAGAUGGAAAUAAAUGCUGGAUUUGACAUUACAAACUUGGUCACAUUCCCAAACAGGUCUUUCCAGAGAGUGAAAGUCGGAGAGGUAAAUGACAAUGCCCUGGAAGGAAAAGAUUUCAUUAUUCAAGAGGAUCUAAUUGUUUGGCAGAAAAGCUUUAACCAGGUGGUACCCCAUUCUGUGUGCAAUGACUACUGCCUCCCUGGUUAUCAGAAGAAAAAGAAGGAAGGAGAGAAAUUUUGCUGCUAUGAUUGCAUCCUGUGCCCAGAAGGAGAGAUUUCAAGCCAAAAGGACUUGGAUGAAUGCACCCAAUGCCCAGAAGAUAAAUAUCCAAGCAAGAACCAUGAUCAAUGUAUUCCAAAAAUGAUAAGCUUUCUGUCUGCUGAAGAACCUUUGGGUAUCAGUUUAGGCUCUAUUGUAGUUGCUUUUUCCCUGUGCACUGUCUUGGUGCUUGGAACAUUUAUAAAGCACAGAGAUACCCCCAUCGUCAAAACCAGCAACCAGAAUAUCACUUUCAUUCUCCUGAUCUCCCUCCUGCUUUGCUUCCUCUGUCCCUCGCUCUUUCUUGGAAGACCUAGAAUGGUGACCUGCUUUCUCCAACAACCAGCUUUUGGCAUCAUCCUCACAGUGGCUGUUUCUUGCAUCUUGGCCAAAACAAUCACUGUAGUUAUAGCUUUCAUGGCCACCAGACCAGGGUCUAAGAUGAGGAAAUGGGUGGGGAAAAGGCUGACCAAUGGCAUUGUUCUUUCAUGUUCCCUUAUUCAAAUGUGUAUUUGUGCAGUGUGGCUAGGAACCACUCCCCCAUUCCCAGCUGUGGACACAAAGUCAAUGACUGAACAGAUAAUCAUAGAAUGUAAUGAGGGAUCUGCAAUCAUGUUUUAUGUUGUUCUGGGCUACUUGGGCCUUCUGUCCCUCAUCAGCUUGGCUGUGGCUUUCCUAGCCAGGAAGUUGCCGGACAGUUUUAAUGAAGCCAAGUUUAUCACCUUCAGCAUGCUGAUUUUUUGCAGUGUUUGGGGGUCUUUUGUUCCAACCUACCUAAGUACCAAAGGGAAAUACAUGGUGGCAGUGGAGAUCUUCUCUAUCUUGGCUUCCAGUGUUGGAUUACUAGCUUGUAUCUUUUCCCCUAAAUGCUACAUCAUUCUUCUGAGGCCAGAGUUAAACAAGAGGGAACAGCUAAUAUGGAGAAAGAAAGAAAUUGUCCUAUAA
This is a messenger RNA of Gekko japonicus, 2427 nucleotides long. RefSeq names its product vomeronasal type-2 receptor 26-like. The transcript has 5 exons. Gene Ontology annotation, biological process: G protein-coupled receptor signaling pathway. Gene Ontology annotation, cellular component: membrane. Gene Ontology annotation, molecular function: G protein-coupled receptor activity. The record is from RefSeq and is a predicted model, not a curated record. Lineage: Eukaryota; Metazoa; Chordata; Lepidosauria; Squamata; Gekkonidae. Bases 1 to 2427 code for a protein of 808 amino acids.